Molecule: messenger RNA, 2966 nt
Organism: Salvia miltiorrhiza (redroot sage)
Lineage: Eukaryota; Viridiplantae; Streptophyta; Magnoliopsida; Lamiales; Lamiaceae
Product: protein UNUSUAL FLORAL ORGANS
Exons: 1
Coding region: 1139-2407 (422 amino acids)
Molecular function (GO): protein binding
Source: RefSeq, a predicted model, not a curated record
AUUAUUUGCAAUUGGAAAUGCACCAUAGACAUUGUUGUGGUGGGGUGAAGUGGAGGUAGCUUGUAAUUUACACAAGCAUAAUGAUUUAGUUAGAAGUGUUAAUGAUGCGAUGCGACCAACAGGCAAUGAAGAGAGAUGUAGAAGUCAAAGCAGACAUUAAAAGCGGCAACAGUGGGAAGUCUAGUGAUACUAGGUUGUAGGCAUGAAAAACAAAACUAAAAGAAAGGAGUCAGAAAUGAGCGGCACUGUUACGGCAACUUGGGUUCAUCACCUUCCUUGAUGCAGUCCCAUUUUUUCCAAUUGUGGUGGCCAACGCUUUUUCCAUUUGGGGUAUGUUUCUUCACCAAAACCAUACUUUUUCCAUUUCUGGACAAGGUUAAGCCAAUCAUAUUUAUGAGAUUGACGCCAACUACACACUGCCACUGUGCGAGGACAAUAAGUCUGACUUAGAUUUUGCAAACCCACCAAAACCCAAUUCAUUUUCAGAAAAAGGGAAUAUAAUUACUCACUCGAAGGAGAAACUUGUGUUGUCUAGGUUAGUAGCUACUAGCAUAGCCUACCCUUCCUACUCCCAUUUUUACCUUUUCUUUUCCAACUGCAUAAUAAUUCUUCUAUUUCGGAUAAUCAUAUUAGUGUCUGCAUGGCGUGACUCAUUUACGUACCAAUUCAAGAGCUGAUGACAAUUAAUUUCAUCAAGAUUCAAGACAAGUUGCUGCUGUAUUCAUCAACAACAUACUCCACAUAUUAUAUGAAGAGAAGAGUUUCUAGUUGUUUGUUUUGUUUUUAAUUAAUUAAUUAAUAAUUAUUUUUACGAUAGCAUUCAUAACUUUCUGUGUUGAUUGUCAGAGGUCUGGUGCACGUCCUUCCUUCCUCGGCAUUGACAAGAAAACACUGAAAUGAUAGAUGCAUCCAUCACGAAUGACUUUCAGUGCCUUUAAUUUCCCCCUCACCAAUUUAUUUUGAUUUUUGUAAAAUUUUCACAACACAUUACACAUUGCCACUUCCUAUAUAUGUCACAGCUCCGCAUCUACGAAAGAGUGUCUUUUUCUUUCAUAAAUUGGCUUCUCUUAGCUUAACUCCACUGAAACCUAGCAAGUGCAGUUGCCUCAAUUACACAACAAACAUCCUUAAAAAUUUUAUGGAGCCUUUCCACUCUCCCAUAAGCUUACCUAUUCCCUACGCAUUCGCCUCCUCAACCUUACUCUGCACUCCAAAUCCAAAUCCAAAUCCAUGGAUGGACUGCAGAAUCUGGAGCAGACUGCCGCAGAGGCUGCUUGAUCGCAUCGUGGCUUGUCUGGCGCCGCCGGCCUUCUUCAGAGCCCGUGCCGUGUGCAAGCGGUGGUACGGCCUCAUAUUCUCGGCGGCCUUCAUCGAACUGUAUCUGCAGGUGUCCCCUUCCCGCCAUUGGUUCCUCUUCUUCAAGCAGCCAGGCCUCAAGAACUGCAUCUACAGGAACACCAACACCAACACCAACACCAACGGCGAGGGGUACCUCUUUGACCCAGAAAACCUAAAAUGGUAUCGCCUAGGUAUCCCCCCUCUGAUCCCGGCGGGAGUGUCGCCGGCGUGCUCCUCGGGCGGACUCAUCUGCUUCGUGUCGGAGGAAGCCGGGUCGAAGAGCAUCCUUGUGUGCAACCCGUUGAUGGGGUCGCUGCUUCAGCUGCCGUCCACCCUGAGGCCCAGGCUUUGCCCUUCCAUCGGCAUGACCAUCACCAACUCCUCCAUCGACCUCAUCUUCGCCGGCGACGACCUCAUAUCGCCCUACGCCGUCAAGAAUCUCACCUCCGAGAGCUUCCACAUCGACGGCGGGGGGUUCUACUCCAUAUGGGGGACGACGGCGUCGCUGCCGCGGCUGUGCAGCCUGGAGUCGGGGCGGAUGGUCCACGUGGAGGGGCGGUUCUACUGCAUGAACUACAGCCCUUUCAGCGUGCUGGCGUACGACGUGGGCAUGAACCAGUGGAGCAAGAUUCAGGCCCCCAUGCGCAGAUUCCUGCGCUCCCCGAGCUUGGUGGAGAGCCGAGGGAAGCUCAUACUGGUGGCGGCCGUGGAGAAGAGCAAGCUCAACGUGCCCAAGAGCUUGAGGCUCUGGACUCUGCAGGAAUGCGGGACCUUGUGGGUCGAGAUUGAGAGGAUGCCGCAGCAGCUCUAUAAUCACUUCGCCGACAUCGAGUGGGGCCGGGGCUUUAACUGCGUUGCGCACGGCGACUUCGUCGUCAUCCUCAUCAAGGCUUCCGACAGGGCGCUGCUCUUCGACUUCUCCGGGAAGCGCUGGUCCUGGAUUUCUCCUUGUCCCUACACCAACACCGGUGAUGAGUUGCAUGGCUUCGCCUACCACCCCACCCUCGCCGUACCCAUCACUGCUCUUCUUGAACAACUUACACUUCCCUUUAACUCCUUUGCUGCCUAGCCAUCACCUACCUGUCUUUCUUUUCCAAGAAUUUGCCUAACCAAUCUUGGGCUGUUGUUACCAAUUUCAUAUGUCUAAUUGUAAUAGCUAGCUUAAGAUCAGAUCAGUGUUAAUUGUUGCCUAAUUAAUCAACUCUCUCUCUCUCUCUCCCUCUCUCCCUAAUGAUACUUGUUGAGCAACUCAAAUCUUCUUUUGCCAAUUUACGUGACAUCAACAAUUACAUUCGUGGAUGAUUAACAUGUGUCGAUAUUAAGAGUUUAGGAUUGGACAAAACGAAAACAAAUGACCAACUUUACAUGUUUUUCUCGCAUACAUCCAUUCUUAAACAACAAAAGUAAAAAUAAAAACAAAUAAUUAAAUUGAGGGAUCAAGAUGAUGCAUAUAUGGGAACCCUUCUUCCUUUUUCCAAAGGACAUUUCAUGCCCUAGCAAGCUUCCUACAUUAUUGUCAAAAUCAAUCCCAUCUGCUGCGCUCAUUUAACUCUAACCAUGAGGAUGAGAUGGACGUUCCUCUUGAAUAUGGCUCGGAGCUCUUCGUUAGCUUCCAUGCCUAUUCUCCU